Molecule: messenger RNA, 1329 nt
Organism: Mytilinidion resinicola
Lineage: Eukaryota; Fungi; Ascomycota; Dothideomycetes; Mytilinidiales; Mytilinidiaceae
Exons: 4
Coding region: 1-1329 (442 amino acids)
Source: RefSeq, a predicted model, not a curated record
AUGCGCCCUCAUGUUGGAGCUCAUAGCAUGACCUUCCCUAGCAAGAACAUUGCUACCGCGCCUAACGCACCACUAGGACAGCCCCGUGUGCCGAAGUCAAUCCUGGAAGAUCAAGACAAGAAGCUGAAGCGGAACCUCGUCGAUGACGACAAAGCCGAGGACCGCGUGCACAAAAUCUCGCGAGGUGACAGCGAGACUGUGGCACCUCGAACUGGUCCCCCUCACGCACAAAGUGCAGCCGCUAUGCCUCCAUCUCAUGACCAAAUAGGCAAUAGAAACAAGAUUGUUUUGCCUCUUCGCACGAUCACAUCAGGGGAAGAAAAGCCCAAGCCAUUGCAGGAGCAGGGUUUGUAUGACCUUGAGCGUGCGUUUAUGGAGAGGGCAAGGAGCACCGUCCACCAUAGUGCUCAGUUCUGGGAAUGUCUCCUGAACUUUAUUUACGAGCUACGCCCAGUAGAAGGCGAGACUCCACCGGGCGGUGCAAGGCGAAUACAGGAUCUGAAGCACAGGUUUCUACGGAAAAUAGUGGAGGUCCGCUACAGGGCAAUAAUAGCCUUGACUGCUGAGGACGAAGACGAGACCUGUGACUUGAUCGAAAUCGCCACUUCGAUGCUGGCCAGCUCCGACCCGGACCAAGACCUUCUGCACACCAACGCCGCCAGCCUACAAGCAGACUGGUACCCUUCUCAGCUUGGGCGAAGUGACCGACCUAGGGCCACAAAGCGGGGUGAAUUCAAGCAGGACUUCCUGGUAGGGCAGUGGCUCAACCAAGAUAGGCUUACGAAAGAGACACUUGACAGGGAAAAGCGCUUGAAGGAGUCGCUGCUGGCGUACAGGCUGCAGGAUGAACAACUGGAAACACAAAUACAGAUACAGAGGGAGAAGCGCGCAAAAGAAGAAGAAGUCCGCAUGCAGAAAAAGCAAGUCCGGAAGCAGCGAAAAGAAGAGGAAGGAGACCAAGCAGAAAGGAUACGCAUAAAGGAUCUAGAGCAUCGAGACCUGGAGUGGGCAGAAACGUCGAAGACCCAAGACGAGGAAAAUGCAGCCGAAAGCAUCAUUAAGAAAGAGCGGUGGGAGGAAGAAGACAAGGAAGAGGGCGAAAAGCUUGAAACAUCCGGCAAAAGCCCCGAGAAGCCUCCACAGACUUCGCCAAACCGUGCUUCAAACUCAACUUCGAAGGCAAAUCAGCGACCGGACGAGUCUUCGCUUAACCCAUCUAGUAAACGCAAGUAUGGUGAGGAUGACCCUUCAGCAUCGACUGGUGGGCCAGUUUGCAAGAAGAGGCAGAUUCAUGGAGUCGGGAGUGGAGGUGUCAGUGGAAUCCGCUGA